Molecule: messenger RNA, 4086 nt
Organism: Equus quagga
Lineage: Eukaryota; Metazoa; Chordata; Mammalia; Perissodactyla; Equidae
Product: zinc finger protein 709-like
Exons: 5
Coding region: 192-2624 (810 amino acids)
Biological process (GO): regulation of transcription by RNA polymerase II
Cellular component (GO): nucleus
Molecular function (GO): DNA-binding transcription activator activity, RNA polymerase II-specific; RNA polymerase II cis-regulatory region sequence-specific DNA binding
Source: RefSeq, a predicted model, not a curated record
GACGCUCCGCAGCCACCUCCGGCUUCCUCUCGCUCCACAAUCCUGCCGAAGGCGGAUCGCCUGCCCUUAAAGUGUCCACGGUGCUCUGCCGCGGACUCCGUGGCGCUGUGACCUGUACCGAGUCGUAGGGAGGACGCCGGGGGACCCACGAGCCUCAGCAAUGGGAAGUAUGGCCCCAUCAAAGGAUGUGAAUGCCGGGUCCUGAAUGCCUCCUGGACUCGGUGGCCAUUGAGGAUGUGACUGUGAGCUUCACUCUGGAGGAGUGGGCUUUACUGGAUCCUUCACAGAAGAAACUCUACAGAGAUGUGAUGUGGGAAACCUUCAGGAACCUGGCCUCAGUAGUCUGCAUUUCAGGGAAAACAUGGGAAGAUCAUGAUAUUGAAGAAAAGUAUCAAAAGCAGGAGAGAAAACUAAGAAGUCAUAUGGUAGAGAGACUCUGUGAAAGUGAAGAGGGUGGUCAAUGUGGAGAAAACUUCAGCCUUCUUCCCAAUCUCAAACUGAAAAAGAAACCUACUGCAGCAAAACCGUAUAAAUGCAGUGCAUGUGGAAAAGUCUUCAUGCAUCAUUCAUCCCUUAAUAGGCAUGUUAGAUGUCACAAUGAACACAGACCACAUGCCUAUCAAAAAUGUCCAGAGAAGCCAUAUAAAUGUAAGGAAUGUGGGAAAGCCUUCCCUUUUCCCAGUUCUCUUCAAAUACAUGAAAGAACUCAUACUGGAGAGAAACCCUAUGAAUGUAAAAAUUGUGGUAAAGCAUUCAUUUCUUCCAAGUCUCUUCGAAUACAUGAAAGAAUUCAUACUGGAGAGAAACCCUAUGAAUGUAAGGAAUGUGGGAAAGCCUUUACAGCUCCCUCAAGCCUUCGGUCACACAUGAUCUCUCACACUGGAGAUGGACCUUAUAAAUGCAAGGAAUGUAGGAAAGUAUUCAUUUCUCCCAGUGCUUUUCGAAUACAUGAAAGGAGUCACACUGGAGAGAAACCCUAUGAAUGUAAAAAUUGUGGUAAAGCAUUCACUUCUUCCAAGUCUCUUCGAAUACAUGAAAGAAUUCAUACGGGAGAGAAACCCUAUGAAUGUAAGGAAUGUGGGAAAGCCUUUACAGCUCCCUCAAGUCUUCGCUUACACAUGAUCUCUCACACUGGAGAUGGACCUUAUAAAUGUAAGGAAUGUAAGAAAGUAUUCAUUUCUCCCAGUGCUUUUCAGAUACAUGAAAGGAGUCACACUGGAGAGAAACCCUAUGAAUGUAAAUAUUGUGGUAAAGCAUUCAUUUCUUCCAGGUCUCUUCGAAUUCAUGAAAGGAGACAUACUGGAGAGAAACCCUAUGAAUGUAAAAAUUGUGGUAAAGCCUUCAGUGAUCCCAGUAGUUUUCGAAUGCAUGGAAGACUUCACGCUGGAAAGAGACCCUAUAAAUGUAAGGAAUGUGGAAAAGCCUUUAUCGCUCUCACAAACCUUCGAGUACACAUGAUCACUCACACUGGAGUCGGACCUUAUAAAUGUAAGGAAUGUGGAAAAGUUUUCAUUCAUCCCAGUUCAUUUCAAAUACAUGAAAGGAGUCACACUGGAGAGAAACCCUAUGAAUGUAAAGAAUGUGGGAAAGCCUUCAGUUUGUACGCUAACUUAAAAAAACACCAAAAAACUCACACAGGACGGACACCCUUUGUAUGUAAGGAAUGUAGUAAGGCUUUUAUUUCACUUCAAGCUUUCCAAAUACAUGAAAGAAAUCACACUAGUGAGAAAUUCUAUGAAUGUAAAAAAUGCAAUAAAGCACUCACUUCUUACAGUUCUUUUCGAAGACAUGAAAGAAAUCACACUAGAGAGAAACCCUAUGAAUGUAAGAAAUGCAGUAAGACAUUCGCUUAUCCCAGUUCUCUUCGAGUACAUGAAAUAACUCACACUGGAGAGAAACCCUAUGAAUGUAAGGAAUGUGGGAAAGCCUUUAGAGAUCCCUCAAGCCUUCGAUCACACAUGAUCUCUCAUACUGGAGAUAGACCUUAUAAAUGUAAGGAAUGUGAGAAAGCAUUUAUUUCUCCCAGUGCCUUUCGAGUACAUAAAAGGAGUCACACUGGAGAGAAACCCUAUGAAUGUAAAGAAUGUGGUAAAGCAUUCAGUUGUAGCAGUUCUCUUCGAGUACAUGAAAGAAUUCAUAUUGGAGAGAAACCCUAUGAAUGUAAAGAAUGCUGUAAAUCAUUCAGUCGCACCAGUUCUCUUCGAGUACAUGAAAGAGUUCAUACAGGAGAGAAACCCUAUGAAUGUAAGGAAUGCAGUAAAGCCUUCACUUCUUCCAGUUCUCUUCGAGGACAUGAAAGAGUUCAUACAGGAGAGAAACCCUAUGAAUGUGAAAAAUGCAAUAAAGCCUUCAUUUCUUCCAGUUCUCUUCGAGGACAUGAAAGAGUUCAUACGGGAGAGAAACCCUAUGAAUGUAAGGAAUGUAGGAAAGCCUUCAGUUCUCAUCAAAAUUUCCAAAUACAUAAAAGAAAUCAUACUGGAGAGAAACUGUAUGAAUGUGAAAAAUGUCAUAAAGCAUUUAGUUUUCCCAGUUCUCUUCGAAGACAUGAAAGAACUCAUAUUGAAGAGAAACCCUGUGAAUGUCAGGAAGGUGGGAAAGCCUUUCUUUCUCAUACAGACUUAUGAGGAUAUGUGAGAAGGCACACUAGAGCAAAACAUGUAAAUAUAAAGAAUGCAGGAAAGCCUUUUGUCAUCUGAGUUCUUUCUGAAGGCAUAAAAGGAGUCACUUGAUAAAAACCUCUGGAAUGUAAACAGCGUGGGAAAGACUUCAGAUGGCCUACAUCCUUCUAUGUGAGUCUCUUACCAAAAAGAAAUAUAAAUGUAAGUCAUGAAAAAGCUUGAUGGAAGUUUACUUGUGUAUGAUGUUCUAGAAAACAUUCAACAUAAGAGAGUUGUGGUAAAAGUUGUAAACAUACUGUGUUUACGCAGCCUCUUUCCUAAAGUGCAGCAUUGGAUUGUGGGUUUCUAUUAAUUACUUUCAGAAAUGAAUAUUGAAGUGAGAUAAUUCUGAAAGUCAUCCUUCAUCAAUAGUAUAUAAGAUUACUAGGUAGUAAUCUUUUUCCUUAAAUCUGUUAAUAGUAUUUUCUCUUUAAUUGUUUUUUAUAAUGUUUUAAGUGUUCUGUAUUAAGGGGCCAUUGAAAAAUGACAUUUUGUGUGUGUUGGGAUUUUCUUACUGGCCUUGUAUCGCAGUUCCUGGAUAUGCCUCAUCCAUUGUGUAUAUUGUUCUUUUCUCAGAGAAAACUCUUUUUGGAGGGUGCUGAGUAUAGAAGCCUGUUUUUAUUUUCCAUGCUAUUAAACAUUUGGAACAAAGUUUUAUGUGUGGCAAGUUUAUCAAAGAGUAUAGUUUCAUGGGAAUUCUUAUUUUCGUAUUUGGGCCUUUCCUUUUUGUCCUUCCUUCUGUCUGGUAUUUGGUGAAUAGGCUUUGAAUCUUGCAGAGGCCUGUGAGAGGCCAACAAAAUCUAGAGCUGGAAAUAUCACCCUUGUAUUAUGUUGUGUUGAUGAGGGUAAUAUUAAGAACCAGAUCUUUAAGAAUCCGUCCCCUUUAUGGUUCCAUGCUGGAAUUCACCAGUAGCUUCACUUGCAUGAGAUUUGGACGGCAAAAGCAAACAAGGCAUUACGCAGAUUUUGGAGCCACCACACAGGGGGAGAGACAGCUACAUAGGAGCUCUGAGGACACGACUUUCUGUCCCAUUUUCUGGGUUCUUUGGCCCUUUAGUCAAGAGUAUCUUGAAAACCAUACCAACUGUUAGAUUUCCAUUUUCAUAGAGGUGUAUUUUCCACUGAUGUUUUCAGAAGUUUCACAUCAAAAAUCCAUUAGGGUUAGGAUUUUUCUGUAAGGCCUCCUGGAACCUAAUUCAGACUUUUCUCGUUGAGAUAUUCUCUGAUUCCUUUCUUCUCUAGAUGAUAUCUGUAUGAGAUCUAAUUUAUAUAGUAAAUACUUUAUGCUAGUGAAUAUGUUUCCCUGAUUCACCAUGACAUCUACAAUGGGACAUAGAAAGAUAUAGAAGUUUGUUUCUCUCCUGCAUUGUGCAGAGGCUGCAUUGACCCAGUUCUUCCAUGUGAGAAUAAUUUCUUUUCUCAGGUCAGG